Venustampulla echinocandica is the source of this 2574-nucleotide messenger RNA. RefSeq lists its product as uncharacterized. Gene Ontology annotation, biological process: protein processing. Gene Ontology annotation, molecular function: serine-type endopeptidase activity. The transcript is spliced from 3 exons. The coding region runs from base 1 to 2574 and encodes 857 amino acids. NCBI's taxonomy places the organism in Eukaryota, Fungi, Ascomycota, Leotiomycetes, Helotiales, Pleuroascaceae. The record is from RefSeq and is a predicted model, not a curated record. Gene Ontology annotation, cellular component: trans-Golgi network; Golgi membrane.
AUGAGACUACACUCUCUUCUGGGCCUGCUUGGUCUGGGGUAUCUUGCGACUGCCUCAAACUCCCAUCUGCGCCCUCGAGACUACGAUGCAGAAGAUUACUACGUCCUUCACCUCGACUCCGAUACCCCCCCGUCGCAGAUAGCAAUCAAAUUAGGCCUGACACAUGAAGGGCCGCUUGGAGAGUUAGCCGACCACCACAUAUUCUCAUCUCACAAGCAGCAGGAGGAUGUGGUACAUACUGCCUUGAAGGAGAGGAAACGGCGGAAGCGAACGAUCGGCGGAUACGAUGUGCUGGAUGGUGUCAAGCUCGCCCAGAAACAACAGUUAAAGCCCCGGUUGGAGAAGAGAGGCAUCAUCCCCCCGCCUCCCGCAGGAUAUGCCUCUCCCGUAGCGCGCCAGGUGGAUUCCCCCGCCGCAGCCGCCCUUGCCAAACAAGCCGCGGUUGCAAAGAAAUUAGGAAUAAAGGACCCGAUUUUCAACGAGCAAUGGCAUCUUUUUAACCCAGUCCAGGUUGGCCACGACGUCAAUGUUACCGAUGUGUGGCUCCAGGGUAUUACGGGGCACAACGCCACUGUUGCGAUAGUCGAUGACGGUCUGGAUAUGUACAGCGAGGAUUUGAAGGAUAAUUAUUUUGCCGAAGGAUCUUAUGAUUUUAACGAUCACUCCGUCGAGCCCAGACCGAAACUAGACGAUGAUAAACAUGGGACACGUUGUGCGGGAGAAGUAUCUGCGGUCAAGAAUAAUGUUUGUGGCGUUGGAGUAGCAUGGGAUUCGAAGAUUGCUGGAAUCCGAAUUCUGUCGAAGCUGAUCUCAGAUGCGGACGAAGCCAUUGCCAUGAAUUACGCAUAUCAGCACAAUCAGAUAUACUCGUGUUCAUGGGGACCACCGGACGAUGGAGUGUCUAUGGAGGCACCUGGGAUCCUAAUCAAAAGGGCCAUGCUGAAUGGCGUGCAAAAUGGCAGAGGCAAGCUGGGCUCGAUAUACGUCUUUGCAUCUGGAAAUGGUGCUGCCUACCAGGACAACUGCAACUUCGACGGUUACACGAACAGUAUUUAUAGCGUCACAGUCGGAGCUAUUGAUCGAAAAGGACUGCACCCCUAUUAUUCCGAGCAAUGCUCGGCUCAACUGGUGGUAACGUACAGUAGCGGAAGCGGGGACGCAAUCCACACCACUGACGUUGGCCCGAAUCAAUGCUAUUCUGGGCACGGCGGUACUUCUGCAGCCGCACCGCUCGCAGCAGGCAUCUUUGCUUUGGUGCUACAGGUUCGCCCUGACCUGUCCUGGCGAGAUAUGCAGUACCUGGUUAUGGAGACAGCAUUGCCAAUCGAUCUUGAUACUGGCGGAUGGCAGACCACAACCAUUGGAAAGAAAUUCAGUCACACUUAUGGAUACGGAAAAAUUGACACAUAUGCGACCAUUGAAGCGGCCAAGACCUUCAAGAAUGUAAAGCCUCAAGCCUGGUACUACUCACCUUGGAUCCAUGUCAAUCAGGCUAUCCCAGAAGGAGAGGAAGGUUUGGCGGUCUCUUUCGAAGUAACCCCCGGCAUGCUGAAAGAUGCCAACGUUGCACGACUUGAGCAUGUAACCAUCACAAUGAAUGUCGAGCACACCAGGAGAGGCGAUAUCAGUGUUGAUCUUGUCAGCCCUGACAAGGUAAUAAGCCAUCUUUCUAAUAGCCGCAACAGAGACUCAACUGAAUCCGGCUAUGAAAACUGGACUUUCAUGUCCGUAGUCCAUUGGGGCGAAUCUGGCAUCGGUACUUGGACCAUCAUUGUCAAGGAUGCCAUAGAGAACGAAUUCAAUGGCACCUUUAUCGACUGGCACCUGAAAUUGUGGGGCGAGUCCAUUGACGCCUCUAAAGCCACUAUACUCCCUAUGCCAGAGGAAAAUGACGACGACGAUCACAAUAAGACAAGCACCACUACAGCAGUUGCAAUUGCUACUACACCCGUCGCAGUUGGCCCUACAUCACCUCCAGCGGCAAACCCCACAGAUCAUCCGGACCGUCCUACCCGUCCCAAGCCUUCCGGCGCCCAGGAAGAAGUCGCUAGUCCGACUGGCACCAGCGCAGCAGCAACAUCCACUUCUUCCAGCUGGCUCCCAUCAUUCUUCCCCACCUUCGGCGCCGGUCCCAAGACCCAAAUCUGGAUCUACGGCGCCGCCGGCCUAAUCCUCGUAUUCUGCUGCGGACUAGGCGUAUACUUCUUCCUGGCGCGUCGCAAGCGCCUCCGCAACAAUCCCCGCGAUGAAUGGGAAUUCGAUAUCCUGGAAGAUGAGGAGGCCGAGGGCCUCAACGGCGGCGGCGCAAGAGGUAAAGGAAAGCGGAGAGCGGGCGAAUUAUAUGAUGCAUUCGCAGCCGGGAGCGACGAUGAGAGCGACGAGGAGUUCGACGAGGGCGGUGAUGAGAGGGAGAAGAUGCUGUACGAUGAUGAAGAAGAUAGUAGUGCAAGGGAAGGAAGUAGCGAGGGGGGAAAGCACGUCAUUGGUGACGAUGAGGAGGAUGAUGAUGACGAAAGUUUAGUUGAAGCGGAGCAUGAGAAGGGCGCCCAGGGCGGUCCGCCGUCACAUAAAUAG